AUGCUAGGUGGUUGUGGGAAAUACUCCAGCCGGCCGCCACUGGAGAGCAGCUGCUUGCCCGUGUCAGUCAGCAGCUCUGGGGCCUGGUUCUCACUGGCGGGCCCCCAUUAUAUUUCCCCCACCCUGCGUGCGUCCGCGCCACGUGCUCCUCCGCAGCUAUUCCCGCCAGCCCCACACGUUGCGCCCCUGCGUCCCUGUCACGUGCUCCUCCGCGCUGCACGUGCUGUAACACGUGCCCCUCCACGCUCCACGUGCCCCGUCACUGUGCCCAUCACGUGCCCCACAGCCGGCCCAGCCCCCCGCCACGUGCCCCGCCACGUGCCCCGCCACGUGCCCCGCCACGUGCCCCGCCACGUGCCCCACGGCCGGCCCAGCCCCCAGCUCCAUCAGGCUCGUCCCGCCACGUGCUCCCUGGGGCCCGCCCUCCGCCGCCGGUUUCUGACGCUCCAGCGCCGUUGGCAGCGGUUGGAGCGACGCGAUGAGCGCCUCCUCGAGGCCGGUGGACGGAAUGCCGCCAGUGGAAGGCGCCGCCCCGGUAUACAGGGGCUGCUGGGCCUGGGGCUUCUGCGUGGGGCGCCGCGGGGUGAGGCUGCGGGCUCGCCCCGGCCGGGCACACACCAAGCCGCCUGGGAAUGGGGGGCAGCGCCGGCAUCCCGGGAGCCGCGGAAGGGGGCGUCGUCCCCAGCCAGGGGAAGCGCGGGCCCGAGGCCGACAGGGUCCGGCGCGGCCGGAGCGGGGCCCGGGGCUCUGAGGCCUCGCGUCUGUGUCCCCCAGUCCCCCUACCAGAGGCUGAGUCACCGGAUGCUGGACGUCUCCGGGGACCGCGGCGUGCUGAAGGACGUCCUCCGGGAAGGCUCCGGGGGCCUGGUGACGCCCGACGCUUCCGUCUUAGGUGGGCCGGGCCUGGGUGCGAGUCCUCCGCGCAGCAGCGGAGCAGCGGGAGGCGGCCCGGACGCCGGGCGCUGCGGUUACCUUGCGGGGAGGGAAGCCGCUGUGAACGAUAACACUCAAAGCCUGCCAGCCAAGCUCUUGAACGUGAAGGCCGAAGGGCAGGCAUCCAGAAACGCUGAGAAGGGGUGUGGGUAUCCUUGGUCUGUUUUCUUCACAUUGAAUCUGUCCUCUGUUCUAGUGAAAUACUCUGGAUAUCUGGAGCACAUGGACAAACCCUUUGAUUCUAAUUGCUUUAGGAAAACUCCUCGCCUCAUGAAACUAGGAGAGGAUAUUACGCUGUGGGGCAUGGAGCUGGGUCUUCUGAGCAUGCGGAAAGGAGAGCUGGCCAGGUUUCUGUUCAAACCAACCUAUGCCUAUGGAACACUGGGCUGCCCUCCCUUGAUUCCUCCAAACACCACUGUCCUAUUUGAGAUCGAGUUGCUUGACUUCCUAGACUCUGCCGAGUCAGACAAGUUCUGCGCUCUCUCAGCUGAGCAACAAGACCAAUUUCCACUUCAGAAGGUCCUAAAGGUGGCAGCUACCGAACGAGAGUUUGGCAACUACCUUUUCCGCCAGAAUCGUUUCUGUGAUGCGAAAGUGAGAUAUAAACGGGCCUUGUUGCUCCUCCACCGGCGAUCAGCAGCCCUUGAAGAGCAGCACCUGGUAGAGGCCGCCAAGCUUCUUGUUCUCCUUAACCUGUCCUUUACAUACCUGAAGCUGGAGCGACCCACCAUGGCCCUGCGCUAUGGAGAGCAGGCCCUGAUCAUUGAUGAAAAGAAUGCCAAGGCCCUCUUCAGGUGUGGACAGGCUUGUCUCCGCAUGACUGAGUAUCAGAAGGCCCGGGAUUUUCUAGUCCGUGCUCAGAAGGAACAGCCCUUCAAUCAUGACAUCAAUAACGAGCUGAAGAAACUGGCCAGCUAUUACAGGGACUACGUGGAUAAAGAGAGAGAAAUGUGCCACCGAAUGUUUGCCCCUGGCGAUAAUGACUCGACAGAAGGAGACGAUGGAAAGUCCUUCAGCUAACGACAGGCAAGAGAAGUGAAGCUGCCAGAGCCUUCCAUGUUAGGGGGGCUUUGGGAGAGAAUGCCCCAGGGCGAGCAAGCUCUGUUGCAGGGACAUCCUUGGAAGAGGGGCCGGAAUUUCCCAGCCUGACCGUUGCCUCAUCUCUGACUCCGUGACGAUGAUGCUGCUGAAGUUUGUUUUCACAGGGGCUGUUUUCUGUUUCACAUUUUCAUACUUGAGACUAGAGUAGGGGAGAGUGUAGCUACUGAGUAGACAAUUGAUAUUUUUUAAAGGCAGUUUCU
Messenger RNA from Loxodonta africana (African savanna elephant), 2234 nucleotides. RefSeq names its product FKBP prolyl isomerase family member 6 (inactive) (gene FKBP6). NCBI's taxonomy places the organism in Eukaryota, Metazoa, Chordata, Mammalia, Proboscidea, Elephantidae. Gene Ontology annotation, molecular function: peptidyl-prolyl cis-trans isomerase activity; Hsp90 protein binding. Bases 1 to 1953 code for a protein of 650 amino acids. Gene Ontology annotation, cellular component: cytoplasm. Gene Ontology annotation, biological process: spermatogenesis; piRNA processing. The transcript is spliced from 10 exons. The record is from RefSeq and is a predicted model, not a curated record.